Xylona heveae TC161 is the source of this 2019-nucleotide messenger RNA. RefSeq lists its product as hypothetical. The record is from RefSeq and is a predicted model, not a curated record. Gene Ontology annotation, cellular component: mitochondrion; cytosol. The transcript is spliced from 6 exons. Gene Ontology annotation, molecular function: D-glucose binding; ATP binding; fructokinase activity. Bases 70 to 1527 code for a protein of 485 amino acids. Gene Ontology annotation, biological process: intracellular glucose homeostasis; glucose 6-phosphate metabolic process; glycolytic process. NCBI's taxonomy places the organism in Eukaryota, Fungi, Ascomycota, Xylonomycetes, Xylonales, Xylonaceae.
GAGGGAACGAUCGUGCCACCCGUUCCUUUUCAAUUUCGAAUUUUACCAGUAGAUCAAUAGAUUGUCAAAAUGGUCGGACUCGGUCCCAGAAAGCCUCCGUCCCGCAAGGGCUCCAUGAUGGACGUCCCCAGGGACCUCCUCGACCAGAUCAAGUGGCUCGAGGAGCAAUUCUACAUCCCCACCGAGAAGCUCAAGCAGAUCACCAACCACUUCAUUCAUGAGUUGGAGAAGGGUCUCAGCGUUAAGGGUGGCAGCAUCCCCAUGAACCCUACCUGGGUCAUGAACUACCCCACUGGCCACGAGACUGGCACCUUCCUUGCCCUCGACAUGGGUGGUACCAACCUCCGUGUUUGCGAAAUCAGACUGCCCGAGGCCAAGGGCGAGUUCGACAUUAUCCAGUCCAAGUACAAGAUGCCCGAGGAGUUGAGAACCGGAACCUCCGAGGAGCUCUGGGAGUACAUUGCCGACUGCUUGCAGCAGUUCCUUGACUACCACCACGAGGGCGAGAAACUCCACCACGAGCUUCCCCUCGGUUUCACCUUCUCUUACCCCGCUACUCAGGACUACAUCAACCACGGUGUCCUCCAGCGGUGGACCAAGGGUUUCGACAUUGACGGUGUCGAGGGCAAGGACGUUGUCCCCUUGUUCGAGGCUGCCCUUCACAAGCGCGGUGUCCCCAUUAAGCUGACUGCUUUGAUCAACGACACCACCGGCACGCUGGUCGCUUCCGGUUACACUGACGACCAGAUGAAGAUUGGCUGCAUCUUCGGUACUGGCUGCAACGCCGCCUACUUUGAGAACUGCGGGUCGGUUCCCAAGCUCGCCCACAUGAACCUCGAUCCCGAGAUGCCCAUUGCCAUCAACUGCGAGUGGGGUGCCUUUGACAACGAGCACGUUGUCCUGCCCCUUACGCAGUUUGACCACACUGUCGACCAGGAGUCUCCCCGUCCCGGCCAGCAGGCCUUUGAGAAGAUGAUUGCUGGUCUCUACCUCGGAGAGAUCUUCCGUCUUGUGCUGGUCCACCUGCACGAGACUGGCCAUGUUUUCGAGGGCCAGGAUAUCAGCAAGCUCAAGAAGGCUUACACUCUCGACUCGUCCUUCCUUUCUCUCAUUGAGGAGGACCCCUUUGAGAACUUGUCCGAGACUGCCGACUUGUUCCUGAACCGCCUCUCUAUCCGGCCCACCCAGCCCGAGCUUGAGCUCGUCCGUCGUCUCUCCGAGUUGAUUGGCACUCGUGCUGCUCGCCUCUCUGCUUGCGGUGUUGCCGCUAUCUGCAAGAAGAAGAACAUUAAGUCGUGCCACGUUGGUGCUGAUGGUUCCGUCUUCAACAAGUACCCCCACUUCAAGGCCCGUGGUGCCACCGCUCUCCGUGAGAUUCUCGACUGGCCCGCCGACCUCAAGGAGGACCCCAUUGACAUUCGCGCCGCCGAGGACGGUUCGGGUGUUGGUGCUGCCCUCAUUGCUGCUCUGACCCUUGAGCGUGUCUCCGCUGGCAACCUUGCCGGUAUCAAGGCCGAGAACGCGUAAACGAAAUGAAGAAAUAGAGAAUAAGGGGGAAAAAAGCGAAGGAAAAGAAUCUUUUUAUUGGACUCGUAUAUAUGAUGGAGAAGUGUCUCGUUUGGGGGAGAAGCUACACGGAAAUGGUACGAUCGACAUUGGCAUGGAGAUUUGUCGAAUGAAUUUCCGUGGGAAUACGCUCCAAAGGCCUUUUGCCUCCCAGAAUUAGGCUUGACGCGUCUUUUUGAGAAUAUCUUUUUUUCUUUCUUUCUUGGAGACUCGCAUGUCGCCUUGAUUUUUCUGGUAUUGAGGCACGGGGCUUUGGAGCAAGAUGAUCCGAGGGCGAAUUUGUUCUUGACACUCUUGCUGUCUCGACUUUUUUGGGUGGUUCUCUCCCUGGGGACAUGGGAAGGUGAAGACCAUGAUGACAUCUUACUUUUCUAUGUUGGUCAUUACUGUGAUGGCUCUUUUCUUGUCUCUUUGAAAUAUCUUUGAUGUUGAUGAUAUAUUUAUUGCCAAGGC